AUGACCAAACACGAAUCUUCAUCAUCCAAUCCUCCUAUAGUCGGAGCCUUAAGUAUUCUCAGAAGAAAAGGAGCUCCAGAUCUCGCCGGGUUGGAAGAAAGAGCAAUAAAUCUCAAGAUGACUCCUCACACGGCGUCUCAUCAUUUGGAGAAAAAGCAAGGCGAACCUACAUUUUCAAAUCAGCAAUCUACCAGUUCCAAUGAUCCAUAUGCCUUUCCAACGAGUACGUCAGAAUACUACGGAUCACAGGUUGACCGACCUUCGUCAAGCUCUGAUGUGGCUUCGCAGUAUCAAAGUUCAUGGUCGACUACAUCCACAUGGACGAGUUCUUGGUCAGGCUCUGCGACUGCUACUGCCACUGCGAACGCUAUCGAAAGCUCAGCUAGCACAGUGAAUAACACUGAGUCUACUUCAUCGGACACUUCUUCAGCCUCGACCAGUCCUAGUGGAACGGUAAGUGCCAAUAAUCCAAUUACGACGUUAGAAGUGGAAGAUCCUUCUCAGAUGGGUACCAUCUACACUAUCGACGUCACAGUGGAUGGUGUGGAACUUCCUGUUCACAUCGAUACUGGAUCCAGUCAAUUUUGGGCAGCUCACGAUUCAUGCCGGGAAUGUAAAUUGAAUGGUAUGACCACUAUCAAUACUGCUCUUCCGUCAGAUUGUCAGGGUGAUAAUCUGAUCACCAUUACGUAUGCGAUGGGAUGGGUCAAAGGAUGUCAUGUGAACACUUCGAUCGCUCUCGGAGAGGACACCCUUCAAAGUUAUCCAGUUCUGGCUGUGAUCGAAGCUGGAGGAGGUACGGAACAACUUGGUGGCUACUACAGUGGUUUGAUUGGUCUUGCGAGUGCUGGAUUAAACCAAAAUGACAUUCCUACAGUCGUCUCAGCGCUAUAUAAACAAGGAUCGAUCCAGCAGCCAAUCGUCGGCUUUUACCUACCACGAGCAAGCGACAAUCAAGAAAGUGAAAUCACUUUCGGAGAUCCCGCCACAAGUGAAUAUGCAGAUGGCUCCAAAGUAGUCUAUCUUUCAAGACAAGGGGGACAGAAUGAAAAUUACAUCGUCAGGAUGGAUUCGUUCGUAGUGGGAUCCGAAACCAUCUCUCAAGGUACUGAUUGCUAUUUAGAUACUGGAUCUUCGGGUAUAGCUGUGCCGCAGAAUGUCCUGGAACAGGUAUACGAAACAGCAUACGGCCUGAACUCUGCAAAUUCUACCGAAUCUCCACCAUGCCAAGCCCCAAGCUCGAAUUCGGGCGUAUGGGUGACUUUCGGUGGUCAAGGAUUCGAGAUUCCAUACCAAGAUUUGGUCUACCAGAAUGAUGAUGGGACAUGUGGCGCAUUGAUCACGAGCUAUUCAGGUGAUGUAAGCAAUAUUUGGUUGUUCGGUGAUUCUUUCCUACACAAUGUGUAUCAUUCGGUAAAUGUGGAAACAGGAGAAGUCGAGUUGUUUGGAUUGAAAAACGCCACCAAUUCUCAAUAG
Messenger RNA from Kwoniella mangroviensis CBS 8507, 1476 nucleotides. RefSeq lists its product as uncharacterized. NCBI's taxonomy places the organism in Eukaryota, Fungi, Basidiomycota, Tremellomycetes, Tremellales, Cryptococcaceae. Gene Ontology annotation, molecular function: aspartic-type endopeptidase activity. Bases 1 to 1476 code for a protein of 491 amino acids. The transcript is spliced from 11 exons. Gene Ontology annotation, biological process: proteolysis. The record is from RefSeq and is a predicted model, not a curated record.